AUGUCUACAAGUAGUGACGAUCAAUCUGAUAAGGAGGUAAGAAUUUUCCAGAAGUUUUCUGAAAUUUUGUAAAAAUUUGCGAUUUUUCAGUGUCCUUUGUGUAUGGAAGUUUUAGAGUUGGAUGAUAUCAACUUCUAUCCAUGCAAAUGUGAAUACCAAGUGAGUUAUUUUUCAAAAAAAAUUGUUUUUAUUGUCGCCGAAAUUUAUCGAAAUAAGGUAAUCAAGAUAAAAUCUACAAGAGUUUCGGCCUUGGAAAAUGUUUUCUUUACGGUUUUCAGAAAAGGGAACUAACGAGGGAACUUAGAUUUUCAAUAAAAUAUAUGUUUUCCAUUAGUUUCCGACCCGCUGAUCACUAUUCCGUUGUCUGAAAUUGCUAAACUCACCUUCUAAUAUGAGUUAUGACGUUGCAAAGUUGGAAAAUUUCAAAAAAUCGGGACUUUAGGAGCUGAAUACUAGCUUCUAAAAUGUGUUCAGCUCCUAAAGUCCAGAUUUUUCGAAAUUUUCCAACUUUGCAACGUCAUAACUAAUAUUAGGUUGGGUUUACCAAUUUUAGACAACGGAAUAAUGAUCAGCGGGACGAAAACUAAUGGAAAACAUAUAUUUUAUUGAAAAUCUAUAGUAAACCCUUGGGAAAUUUUGCAGAUUUGCCGGUUUUGCUGGCAUCGCUUGCGCACCGACGAAAAUGGAUUAUGUCCCGCCUGUCGGCAACCGUAUCCAGAAGAUCCGGUGAAUUUCAAACCAAUGUCAAGUUCCGAUGUUCAACGGCACAAAGACGAAAAACGAAUGAAGAAGCAAGCGGAGAAAAUGCGAAUUUCUGAAACACGUCAACAUUUAGCCAAUUAUCGAGUGUUGCAAAAGAAUUUGGUGUAUGUUGUCGGGUUGUCGUCGCGUGUGGCUGAUGUGGAAAUACUGAAGAAACCCGAGUAUUUUGGGAGAUAUGGUAAAAUAUUGAAAGUGGUGACGAGUGUGGCGCCGAGUGUUUAUCCGCAUCAACAUUUACCGCCGAGUCAUACGGCGUAUGUGACGUAUAAAAAGGUUGAGGAGGCGCUGAGAGCGAUUCAGGUGAGGAUUGGGGAAGUUUUUGUUUUCUAGUAAAUUUUUGUCUAAAAGUGGAAAACUUUUGAAAAAUUGGGACUUCAGGAGCUCAAAACUAAAUUCAAAAAUGAUUUUCAUUCAAAUCUGAUAGCAUUGGGUUGUUCAGGAGCCUCGAUUAUUUAAGAUCAAAGAUUUCACAGAACAAAUUUUUUUUUCAAAAUUGAUCUAACAAUGAAAAGAUCUCAGUUUUGAAAAAUUAUUUUUGUUCUGUGAAAGCUUUGGGAUUUUAGAAUGAACCUUCCGAUCUUAUGUAAUCGAGACUCCUGAACAACCCAAUGCUGUCAGAUUUGAAUGAAAAUCAUUUUUGAAGCUAGAUUUCAGCUCCUGAAGUCUUUUUGCCACGUCAUAACUCAUGUUAGAAGUUUGCUUUUGCAAUUUUAGAUAAUGGAAUAGUGAUCAGAGGGUCGGAAAGUACUAGAAAACAGAAAAAAAAACUUUUGAGCUGAUAAAAAAUAGGAUUUUCACGUGAACUAUAUGACGUGGAAAUUUAGAAUUUGCAUUUCUAAAUUCAAUUUUUUUGCAGGGAGUUAAUAACGCGUACUUGGAUGGUCGGUUAGUGAAAGCAUCGCUAGGUACAACCAAGUACUGUUCCUCAUUCCUUCAAUCGCGAAAGUGUUUCAAACCGGUUAGUUUUUUCUUCAAUUCUCUCUUCCAUAUCAUCUCCAUGUUUAUUGCAGGAAUGUAUGUAUUUACACGAAAAUGCGGACGCUGAAAUAAGUUUCACAAAAGAUGAUAUGCAUGCUGGAAAGCAUACGGAUUACGAGAAACGGCUGAUUGAAACGGUACUCAGUCGGCCACCGCCGUCAAAUCCAACGGUUGCUAAUAUUAUUGAGAAGAGUAUAUCUUUAAGGUGAGCAAUUUCGAAUACAAGGGAAAGGUCCCGGAAUAAACCAAAUCGACCAUGCUGAUCACGAAUCCGAAGUCAAAAAUUGCCACAAGUGCCUGUGAACACUUUUCUGAAGCUCGAGCCCAUUUUCACCAUGUUCCCGGGUGGAAAAUCAACUUUUAUAGGCUGAAUGAGGUCUUUUUUGUUUAUCAAAAAAUAUGAAAUAUCAGCUGAAAACCACACCUCGGCCAAAAUCGUGGUUUCCACAAUAAAAAAUUGUACGCUAACUUUUUACAGUACAAAAAUUGUGAAUUUUUCAGUUUUUGUCCUCUAAAAUUUGUGAUUUUUCAAUUUUUGACCUCUAAAACUGAAAUUCAGAUUUUUCCAAAAACGGUACUCUGGCCAGCCACGGCUUGGCCGAGGUGUGCUGAAAACUGUGAUUUUUAAUAAAUUCCCAAAAAAAAUUUCAUGAAUUUAUCAAAAAUUACAGUUUUCAGCUGGAAAACUAAUAGGUUUUCGAAUGUGGUGAACAACCUCUUUCAGCCUAUAAAAGUUGAUUUUCCACCCGGGAAAAUGGUGAAAAUGGGCUCGAGCUCCAGAAAAGUGCUCACAGGCAUUUGUGGAAAUUUUCGACUUUGUAUUUGUGAUCAGCAUGGUCGAUUUGGUAUAUUUCGAUAUGUGUCAUCAAAAUUUUAGAAGAAAGUUGGGGAAUUUCACCGGAUCUUGCUGAAAAAAGUAAACUUUUCAACAAAAAAAAUAAUUUUCAGUCCCGUCAAACCAAAACCGCCACAAACCGUCAAACUCAUAUCACAUUGGGAUCAAACAGACAACGAUGGAGGCGAUGAAAUGGAUGAGGAGCGAACAGGCUCACCAUCUGCAGAUAAUCUUGCGAAUGAAGAUUCAUCAUCGUCUUCUGUCGAAGAUCCAGCGCCAUCAAAUCCACAAGAAGUUGAGACACAUCGACAUGCUCAACGGGAAAGGCAGUGGAGUGAAAGAGAUGAGACACAAAGUCAUUCACCGCCAACUGAUCCGGAAGCUGAUAUUGAUCGAUUAGAUGAUUUGAUGUCACAAUUGCAUACAAAUCAAGAAAAUGAUGAUGAAAGGGAAGAUGAUGCGUAUAGUUGUUUUGGAAUACCGGCUCCACUUGCACAACAAAACGAAGCACCCGCACCGCUUGUCAAUUGGCAAACGCUUCUUGGUUUAUCACCGCAACAACCAAUGGUGGCACCGAUUGUGAAUACCGAUUCGCUAUUCUCCUCAUUCACAUCGGCCUUCAAACCACAGCCACCGACACAACAACAAAAACCGAAAAGUCCACCACCGGGACUUGCCAGAUAUGGUUCGGAUGAUGAGUUGGGUUUCGAUCCGUUUGUUGAGUCAGCGAAAGGAUUGUCGGAUUUAUUGCGAGAGGAAAGCGAGGAUUAUCCGGCAUUUGGUGGAGGAUUGUUUGGCGCGUCGAGUGGGUUGAAUUAUCAACAGCAACAACAGCAGCAGCAGCAGCAACACAAUUCUUUGUCACAGUGAGUUUUCAAGACCAAAUUUUUGAUGAAAAAUUGGGAAAAAAAACUAGAAAUAUAACCCCAAUAUCAAAGUUCCUUGGAAAAUGCAUUUUCUUAGCUCUUGAGCAAGAAAAAGACUCUUUCUUUUUAAAAGAGCAUUUCUAAUAUUAGGGAUAUUGAUUUUCAAGUUUUUUGAAUCUUCAAAAUUCUAGAACUGAAAAUACAGCCAAUUCCAAUUUUUGAAUAAAUAGGUAGAAAUCUGGGAAAAAUUUCGUUGAGAAACUCAGAAAAUCGAUUCAAUGGCCCUAAUUUAUGUCAAUUUUUUAAAUUCCCAAAAUUCUAGAACUGAAAUUACGGAGCCAAUUUUCAGAAAUUCACUCUCUAGGUUUUUUUUUUCAAAAAAUUACAAUAUUUGCCAAAAUUUGAAAACUAAUCUCUCAUUUGAUCACAAACAUUUGAAAUUUAUGUUUUUCUGACUCAUCGUGAUGAAUAAUAAUGUAUGUUUUCAAAAUAUAACAGAACUUUUUAAUAAUAUUGAAAAUUUUGAUAUUUAACGGGGAAAAUGAAAAAUGACCUAGACAAAAAAUGUUCUAGAAGUUUAUAAUUUUUUCUUGUGAAGUCUGAAAAAAAUUUCUGUCUCGAAAUUGUCUGUAACUACCAUACGUCGCAUGCGUGGGGUAAUCGACCCGAGGAGGGGUUAUCACUCACCCCAGUUUUUGGAAGGGAAUGUCACUUGAGAAAACAUUUUGAAGAAUUUUUCUGAGUUUUGUACUCUAACACUUAUUGGGAGUGAUUAAAAUUUCCACGAAUUUUGAUUUCAAAAUGUUCAUCCAAAUUUUGAGAAUUUUGGUUUUGAAUCAAAACUUUUGAUCUAUUCUCGAAAUUACUAUUACUUCUACAAAACAUUGAAAAAAAUUGAAAAUAAAUUAUAUCAAAAUUUUGAAACGUAUUUUUUUGUUUUAGAAAAAUUAGAGUUUUUGAAUCAAAAUUUGACUCAAAAGCGGUGAAAAUGAGAAUAUUUGCCGAAAUGAAGCUCAAAGUUUAUCAAAAAAUGUAGAUUGUCAAGUUUAUAUGCUGAAAAUGAAAAAGGAAAAGGGGGAGGGGUUAUCCCUUUGCCAGAAAUUUUCAAAAAUAGGGGUGUGCACUGGUGGAUUUGAAACGAGGCUUUGCGACGUAUGAAUCUGACAGAAAAAACUUUCUGAACUUUUAAGGAAACCUGCAAAAUCUAAAACUUAUGUUUAAUUUUUCUAGAUUGCUCCAGCAACAUCAACAACAGCAGCAACAUCAAUCCCUAUUGCACCAAAUUCAUCAGCAACAACAACAAGCUGUAGCUGCGGCCGCUGCAGCUGCACAACAAGCACAAGCACAUCAACAAGCACAACAGCAGCAGCAGCAACAACAAUUGGCUGCAUCUUCGUCACUUUGGUCAUCAUCUCCAGCACAUUCGUUGUUUUCGAAUGGUUUGUCGAUGCAAUCACAGUUGUCGAUAUUGCAACAACAACAGCAGCAGCAACAACAACAAUUGCAACAUGAUCAAUUUGCGAUGAGCUCGUAUUUCUUGAGACAACAACAAAUUGCACAGGUAUGGUUUUAUUUCUGGGAGAGAAUCUUGAGAAAGAAAAAAUAUUUGGAAGAAUCUUUAUCCUUAAUUUAGAAAAUUGAAAAAAUGUUGAUUUUUAAAAUCUUUAUUUUCAAUUUUGAAAAAUUUAGAAAAUUAAAAAAAAAGUUGAUUUUCAAAAUCUUUAAUUUCAUUUCUUUGAAAAAUUCAAAUUUCAUUUUUAAAAAAGAUGGUUCGAAUAGUUUUCAAUUUUUCGAAAUAAUAUCGACCCUCGAAGAGCACAAAAAUCGAGAAUUUUCGGAAAAUCGUGUUUUUAGAGCCCAUAACUUGUGUUAGAGAAGAUUUUAUCAAAAAUUGAUUACAAGGCGAUGUUCAGGACGGUUGAUUUACCAAAGUAAAAUUUAAAGGUCAAAUUUUUUAUAAAAUCUUCUCUAACAUGACGUCGCAUAGCCUCAUUCCAAAUCUACCAGUGCAUACCCCUAUUAUUGAAAAUUUCUGGCAAAAGGGAUACCCCCUACCAUUCUUCCUUUUCCUUUUUUAUUUGCAGCUGUAAAAACUUUAUAAUCAAAAUUUUUGUUAAAAUUUGAGCUCAAAAUUGCUUCACUUCGACAAAAUCUCAUUCUUAUCACUUUUGAGUCAAAUUUUGAUUAAAAAUUCCUAUUUGUCAAAAACAAAAAAAAAUACGUUUCAAAAUUUUGAUAUAAUUUAUUAUCAAAUAUUUUUUCAAUGCAAUUUUCAAGAAUAUCAAAAAAAAAUCAAAAAGCGAAGUUUGAAAGACUUUCGAGAUUCUCAAUGUUUAUAGCUUUAACGUGUCCAUUUCAAAACCCGGGGGUUUUUUCUUGAUCUUUGGGAUUUCGUAUUGAGAAUAAAUUAAAACCAAAAUUCUCAAAAUUUGGAUGAAAAUUCUGAAAUUAUCGAUAGAUAGAGUACAAAAAUGAGAAAAUUUCUUCAAAAAGUGUUCUGAAGUGACAACCCCUCCUUGGGUCGAUUACCCCACACAUGCGACGUAUGAACAUGAGUUAUGGGCUCUCAAAACCCCGCGAUUUUCAGGAAAUUCUCGAGUUUUGUGCUCUUUGGAGAAUCGUGACAAAAUUCGAUUUUGAAAAUUGGAAUCUAAUAAAAAAUUUUUGAAUGAAAUUUGAAUUUUUUCAAAAUAAUUUUGAAGCUUCAAAAAAAUUAGGAAUAUUUUUAUUUUCCAAUUUUUUGCAGGCUCAAGCCGCCGCCGCUGCUCAACAGCAACAUCAACAGCAGCAACAGGCACAACAACAGCAACAUUCUUCAUAUUAUCAAGAAAUCGCAGCAGCUCGACACGCAGCCGCACAAGCAGCAAGUUCAUCGUUAUUCUCACAAAUGCAGCAACAUCAGCAACAAGAGAAUAAUUAUGGUGUAGCUCCGCCACCUGGAUUGGCCCCACGAUCCAAUGGAAAUAAUUCGCAAAGUGCCGCUCCACAACAAUCACUUCAAGAGCAAUUCAAAUCAAUGUUGCCCAAUGUGAAUGUUCGAUUUAUGGAUGAUUCGUCAAUGUCGAGAUGGUCGCAUGAGAACAGUCUGAGAUCUUCUUCAUCGGCGUUGGCUCCACCACCAGGAUUUUCGUCGGUUUCGCUCAACAAUCGAUAA
Molecule: messenger RNA, 6595 nt
Organism: Caenorhabditis angaria
Lineage: Eukaryota; Metazoa; Nematoda; Chromadorea; Rhabditida; Rhabditidae
Source: the annotation of a GenBank genome assembly